Pediculus humanus corporis (human body louse) is the source of this 2076-nucleotide messenger RNA. RefSeq names its product twinkle protein, putative. The transcript is spliced from 4 exons. Gene Ontology annotation, cellular component: mitochondrion. Bases 1 to 2076 code for a protein of 691 amino acids. Gene Ontology annotation, biological process: mitochondrial DNA replication. The record is from RefSeq and is a predicted model, not a curated record. Gene Ontology annotation, molecular function: 5'-3' DNA helicase activity; single-stranded DNA binding; ATP binding. NCBI's taxonomy places the organism in Eukaryota, Metazoa, Arthropoda, Insecta, Psocodea, Pediculidae.
AUGAAAAGUUUACUUCGACCUAUAUUAAAAAAUAAUUCUCCUUCGAUAAAUUCAUUAUUAUUAUACAAAAACAAUAUAAUAAAUCGUCAGUUAUUGAGAAGCGUUACUUUUUUAAACGAUGCCGGUAAAGUGUCGAAUGACGGUCAUUUUUCAAUAAAAGAAUCACAAAUAGUACAAAAAUUAGAUGAAAAAUCAAUUAAAUACACAUCCGGUCACGCUUGUUUUCGCAUUGAAGGUUGUGUAUAUUGUGACAAAUGUAAAAAUAAUGAGGAAAAUGGUAAAAUCAACGGUGGAAUAUACAUAAACAAAACGACUGGUUAUUUUCUAUGCAAUAUAUGUCAUUCGAACGGUGAUUGGAAUGAUUUUUGUGAUAAUAUGUUAUCAAAUGAUUAUUCUCAAUCAAAUUCAAAACCCAAAGAGUGGAAUAAAAUUUAUGACAAAUCAAUACCAAUAACGGAUUUAAACGAUGAUAAUUAUUCAAACGUUUUUAAAAAUUUUAAAUUUAACAAAAGUCCCAAACACAUGUUGAAAAAAUUACAGAUUAGAAUAUCGAAAUGUAAAAAUUACAUGUACAUACCUUUUUUCACAUUCGACAACACAAUCGCAGGAUAUAAAAUUAUCGGAAUUGAUGGUAAAUUGAGCAUGUAUCCCAGUACCAAUUGUCCAGGAGUUUUAAAAUCACACAAUUCUGAAAAAUCAGCCAUUGUUGUUGCUGAGGAAAAAGAUUUUUUCGCAUUGUUACCAUUGAAUUUAAAAUCAGAGAUAAUAUGUCUUCCAUACGGUUAUUCGUACCUACCGCAGAGUUCGCUUCCUGUUUUCGAAAAGUAUGAAAACAUUAUACUGUGGUUGGGAGAUGCUAAAGCGAUUGAUGCAAGCAGUAGUUUUGCUAAAAAAUUAGGUGAAAAAAGAUGUUUCAUUGUCAAACCGAUAGAUAAACAAAUUUCAGCAUCGAGUGUUGUUUCAAAAGGUGGACAAAUAUUACCCAUAUUGAAAAAUGCAAAAUCAGCAUGGCAUGAAUCAAUAAUAUCUUUCUGCGAUUUGAGAGAAGAAAUCUUAUCUGAAAUACAAAACGUGGAUCAAUUUUCCGGCAUUAAAUGGAACAGAUUUCCAACGUUGAAUAAAAUAUUGAAGGGACACAGGAGAGGAGAGUUAACUGUUCUCACAGGUCCGACUGGUUCAGGUAAAACAACAUUCAUAAGCGAAUAUUCAUUAGAUUUAGCCAUACAAGGUGUCAACACUCUUUGGGGUAGUUUUGAAAUAAAAAACGUUAGACUUGCUAAAAAAAUGCUACAGCAAUAUUCUAGAAUACCGUUAGAAGAAAACGUUGAUAAAUUUAAUUAUUGGGCUGAUAAAUUUGAAACGUUACCAAUAUAUUUCAUGACAUUUCACGGUCAGCAAUCUCUACGUGCCGUCAUGGAUGCCGUAGAACAUUGUUCUUACGUUCACGAUAUAGCACACGUCGUUAUAGAUAACGUUCAAUUCAUGAUAGACGUUUCCGGUGAUUCUGGAAGCAUAGAUAGAUUUUGGAAACAAGAUGUCCUCAUACAAUCGUUUAGAAGUUUCGCAUCCAAAUUCAAUUGUCACGUGACACUCGUCAUGCAUCCUAAAAAAGGAAUGGAUGGUAUUAAUUUAAGUAUAAAUUCUAUAUUCGGAGGUGCGAAAGCAGCACAGGAAGCCGAUAACGUUAUGAUAAUACAAAAUUACGACACGGAUUCAUUCGUUAAAAAAAAAUACUUACAGAUAAGCAAAAAUCGUUUUUCCGGAGAUUUGGGACGAAUGUCGUUACAUUUUAAUAAAUCCUCGUUUGAAUACGAUCCGACCGACAUUUAUAAAGAAAAUUUAAACAAUGGCGACGAUUGUUUAUUGAAUGUGAAAAAUAACGGAAACGACGGAUGCGAUUACGAUCGCGAUGAAGAUGAUAAUGUUGAUGUUGAUGUUGAUCGUAACGGAAAUGAUGAUUGUGACGUAGUUGAUGACGUAGUUGACGACGCGAGAGAUUACAUAGUACGAGAUAAUAAUAAUAAACGUAGAAUUAAUGGCAGCAUUCAUCAUUGGAAUAAAAUAAUGCAAAAUUGA